UUCAUGACCGGACUUGGGUUCUUACUGAGUCUUAACCUAAGUGAGAUCUGUUUUAUCUUCAAACACAGUGUGACCAGACACAGAGUUAGAACCAAAUCUAAGGCUUUACCCAGUGGCUCAGAAACACAGUUUACAUGGAAGGAAUGUGUUUUCUACAUUAUUAUGUUCGUUUUGGCUCUCUUAGAAACUAGUUUGCUGCAUCACUGUGCUGAUUUCUCACAGAUUUCCAAAAGCAGUCCCCAAGCUAUUAUUGGCUAUAUUUUGAUGAUGUUACUUAUAAUACUGUGGAUACUUAGAGAAAUUCAAAGUGUCUAUAUCCUUGGAAUUGUCCGAAACCCUUUCUAUCCAAAGGAUGUGCAAACUGUGACUGUAUUCUUAGAGAAGCAAACAAGGCUCAUGAAGAUUGGUGUUGUCAGACGGAUUUUGCUGACUCUAGUGUCACCUUUUGCUAUGAUAGCAUUUCUUUCAUUGGACAGUUCCUUACAGAGGCCCCACUCUGUGGCUGUCUCCAUUGGAUUCACAAGAGCUUUUAGAAUGGUAUGGCAGAAUACAGAAAAUGCUUUAUCAGAGAUAGUCACAGUAUCAGUAGUGCACUCACUGAUCUUCAGUAAAGACUUAUGGUGGAAUAGAAGCCUGGAUACAGGAAUUAGACUCUUACUGGUUGGUAUUGUGCGUGAUCGUCUGAUUCAGUUCAUCUCUAAAUUACAGUUUGCUAUGACUGUACUUUUGGCAUCAUGGACAGAGAAAAAACAACGUCGAAAGUCAGCUGCCACUUUAUGUAUAUUCAACAUUGUCUUCUCUCCGUUUGUGUUGCUCUUCAUAGUUUUUUCUACACUACUCUCUUCUCCCUUACUUCCUCUCUUCACCCUUCCUGUGUUCUUGGUGGGGUUUCCCCGACCUAUUCAGAGUUGGCCAGGAGCAGUGGGCACUGCAGCCUGUGUGUGUGCAGAUACAGUGUACUACUACCAGAUGGUCCCAAGUUUGGCUGCUGCAUUGCAGUCUGCAAUGGCAGCUGGAAGUUUAGGUCUCCUCUUACCGGGGUCUCAUUACUUGGGCCGUUUUCAAGAUCGUUUAAUAUGGAUAAUGAUUCUAGAACGAGGCUAUACUUACUGCUGUAUUAAUAUUAAGGGGUUAGAAUUGCAGGAGACAUCCUGUCACACUGCUGAAGCUCGAAGAGUUGAUGAAGUUUUUGAAGGUGCCUUUGAGCAGGAAGAAUAUGCAAGAGUAUGUUCCCUUAAUGAGCACUUUGGAAAUAUCUUGACACCCUGUACAGUUUUGCCUGUGAAACUAUAUUCUGAUGCCAGGAAUGUCCUAUCUGGCAUAAUCGAUUCUCAUGAAAACUUAAAAGAAUUUAAAGAUGACCUUGUUAAAGUACUUGUGUGGAUAAUUGUUCAUUACUGCUCCAAAAGGCCCAGCAUGCAGGACAGCGUUCACAAAACUGAAAAUAAAGGGAAGGCGCCUCUAAUAAUCCUACCCACUUUGAAUCCUUCACCACAACCCUACUGCCCAGAAGACAUGGAUAGUUUAAAUUCAGAAACUUUUGAUGACUGGUCUGAUGAUAAUAUUUUUGAUGAUGAGCCAACCAUCAAAAAAAGAAAAGAAGAAAAAGAUCAGUUGAAAGUUUUGCCAGAUACACAUUUGUCUCUUCCAGGAUCAGUAGAAUCAAGGAAGGUUGGUGAUCCAGGCAAAGUUCCUGAAAACAGUCUUUAUAAAACAGUUAUAUUGGGAUACCCUGCUAUUGACAAAGGAAAACAAGAAGACAUGGCAUAUAUCCCUCUUACGGAGUUUAGUGGUUCACAUUCUCACUUGUUAAGCUUACCUAAAGAGUGGAGGUCUAAUUGUUUACCUAAUUCCAAAAUGAAGGAGAUGAGCUCGUUAUUUCCAGAAGACUGGUACCAGUUUGUUUUAAGGCAGUUGGAAUGUUUUUAUUCAGAAGAAAAGGACUCAGAUGUACUGGAAGAAAUUGCAAAGGAUAAAGUUUUAAAAGACUUUUAUAUUCAUGUAGUAAUGACUUGUUAUUUUAGUUUGUUUGGAACAGACAAUAUGGCUCCUAGUCCUGGUCACAUAUUGAGAGUUUACAAUGGUGUUUUGCCUUGGUCUGUUGCCCUGGAUUGGCUCAUGGAAAAACGAGAACUAUUCCAGCUAGCCCUGAAAGCAUUCAGGUAUACUCUGAAACUAAUGAUUGAUAAAGCAAGUUUAAGUCCAAUAGAAGGCUUUAAAGAGCUGAGUAACUGCCUUGAAGAAUAUGAAAGUGACUGGUACAUUGGUUUGGUAUCUGAUGAAAAGUGGAAGGAAGCAGUUUUACAAGAAAAGCCAUACUUAUUUUCUCUGGGGUAUGAUCCUAAUAUGUGUGCACAAUGUGAAAGAUUCAACGUUAAGAGCCUAUUGUGGGUUCCACUUCUGGCACGGCAGCAUGGGAGAUUCAGCAGGCACACUUCCCAGUGAAACUGAUGAAAAUGAUUUAAAAAUAACUCUU
Trichechus manatus latirostris (Florida manatee) is the source of this 2476-nucleotide messenger RNA. Its product is annotated as pecanex homolog 4. The coding region runs from base 4 to 2445 and encodes 813 amino acids. The record is from RefSeq and is a predicted model, not a curated record. The transcript has 8 exons. Lineage: Eukaryota; Metazoa; Chordata; Mammalia; Sirenia; Trichechidae.